Sphaerodactylus townsendi is the source of this 10018-nucleotide messenger RNA. It is a transcript of the gene MBD5, whose product is annotated as methyl-CpG binding domain protein 5. NCBI's taxonomy places the organism in Eukaryota, Metazoa, Chordata, Lepidosauria, Squamata, Sphaerodactylidae. Gene Ontology annotation, cellular component: nucleus; chromocenter. The transcript is spliced from 13 exons. The record is from RefSeq and is a predicted model, not a curated record. The coding region runs from base 1224 to 6485 and encodes 1753 amino acids. Gene Ontology annotation, molecular function: chromatin binding; DNA binding.
UUGGGGCGCAUGCGCAAUGACAGCCUCCCAUCUUCAUCCCAGCCAGAACCGGAGCCUCAACAAGCAGCAGCUGAUGAUGAAGAGGAGAGGGAAGGGGGAGGCGGGGGGGACCUUUUAUUUAUAUUGUUAAAGGGACAGAGCACCAAUUCCACCUUGAAUCGGUUUGCGGGGGGAGGGUUCUGCCUGAGGAGAGUCCAGUUUCUUCCCCACCCUCAGCCUGGCUAGAGGAUCCCAGAGAGACACAGGGAGAGAGCAGGAGAGUUUCUUCCCCCGCUUUGGCCGUCAGAGGAGAGAGACCUAAAGCCUCUUAGCAACACAGCUCCGUCUCCUUUACUACUGUUCACUGCUUGCUGCUGCUGCUGUUUGGCCCUGGCUGGAGACACCUCACCACACACACACACACACACAGGAGGAGCAGCCAGUUCACCAUCCCCCCCAUCCCCCUACUCUCCCCUCCUCCCCCUUUAUUACCCUUUGUGUGUGUCUCUCUCGCCACUGCUCCAGGAGAGGAAAUAAAAGUGGGGUGCAGCGAAGAUGAUCAUGGAAACCCUGUAUUGCUGGAUGAUGUUAAUCACUGUUGCAAAUGAUACUGUUUUCAAAGAAGACUUAUAAAAAAGUGGAUUUUAUGCAGAAGAGAUUUUCUCGUUGGAGCUACAUCAUCAUGAGAGAAUCAAAAGAGGUAUCCUGCAGUAGCUUGGAUAAUAAAUGGAAGAGGACAAGGAAACAGAAAGGAUAUGGCAUCUAAGAGAAUUUAAGACCUGGAACUCUCGCGUCUAUCCCACCUGUAAAAAUGGGACUAAUUCUCUCCAGACAGAAAUUACUGUAGAAACUCGUCAAGUUUGGAGUCAUGCUGUUGAACUAGCAAUCAGUGUUUUUCUGUCUUUUUGACCAGUAACGGAGCAUUGAUGGAUUAUGAUUUUCCCAAGCUGGAAACAUUCAUUUUUGUCCUUUUAGGCAGUCCUCAUGACUCCGUAAGGAAUAGAACAUUUCAUACUUGAUCUUGGUCAGGAUGGGCAACUGAACUUGUCCAAACACGCAAACACAAAAAAAUGGCAGAUUUCGCAGACUCGGUUCCAAACUGAGCCAGAGCUUCCCGAUGCACUUUUUACAAUCUGGGAAUUGCCGUACUGUGUGGCCGCCUUCUGAAGACCAUGACGACAUAUAAAAUAAGGAUAUCAUCUUAUUGCGGAUAUCUUUGAAGAGUCAUAAGCAGAAUCAGAAAAAUGAAUGGAGGAAAGGAGAUUGAUGGUGGGGACAAGGACGGAGGGCUGCCUGCAGUACAAGUUCCAGUUGGUUGGCAACGGCGGGUGGAUCAAAAUGGAGUUCUGUAUAUCAGUCCUAGCGGGUCUUUAUUGUCCUGUUUGGAGCAGGUUAAAACAUACCUGCUGACUGAUGGAACAUGCAAGUGUGGUUUAGAAUGUCCUCUCAUCCUUCCCAAGGUAUUUAAUUUUGAUCCUGGAGUUGCUGUGACACAAAGAACAGCUGAAGAUGUUAAAGCAGAUGAAGAUGUCACUAAGCUAUGCAUUCACAAAAGGAAAAUUAUCGCAGUGGCUACGCUUCAUAAAAGCAUGGAAGCGCCACAUCCAUCUCUGGUUCUGACGAGUCCUGGGGGUGGAACAAGUGCAACUCCAGUAGUAUCUUCACGUGCUGCAACUCCAAGAUCAGUGAGAAACAAAUCACAUGAAGCGAUUACAAAUUCUGUGAUGCCGGAAUGUAAGACCCCUUUCAAGCUGAUGAUGGGGGCCUCAAAUGCCAUGGGUAGGCUGUAUGUGCAAGAGAUGACUGCAAGCCAGCAACAAGAACUUCAUUCUAUCUACCCCAGGCAGAGAUUGGGCAGUAAUGAACAUGGACAGAAGUCUCCAUAUCGGGGCAAUCAUGGAGGAAUGCCUAGUCCAGCUUCAUCAGGAUCACAAAUCUAUGGAGAUGGCUCAAUCUCUCCUAGGACAGACCCACUUGGAAGUCCAGAUAUUUUCACGAGGAAUAAUUCUGGUUUUCAUGGAGCACCUAACUCUAGUCCUGUUCAUAUGAACAGAACCCCUUUAUCCCCACCUUCGGUAAUGCUACAUGGUUCUCCUGUGCAGUCAUCUUGUGCAAUGGCUGGAAGGACUAAUAUACCUCUUUCCCCAACCCUGACCACAAAAAGUCCAGUAAUGAAAAAACCCAUGUGUACCUUUUCGGCUAGUAUGGAAAUGCCACGUGCAAUGUUUCACCACAAACCACCCCAAGGCCCUCCACAACCACCACCUUCUUGUGCUCUUCAGAAAAAGCCAUUGACAUCAGAAAAGGACCCACUUGGCAUUCUUGAUCCUAUUCCUAGCAAACCAGUGAAUCAGAAUCCUGUUAUCAUUAAUCCAAGUACUUAUCACUCAAAUGUCCACUCUCAGGUACCUGUGAUGAAUGUAAGCAUGCCUCCAGCCGUUGUCCCUUUGCCAAGUAAUCUCCCCUUGCCAACUGUAAAACCUGGUCAUACAAACCAUGGGAGUCAUUUGCAAAGAGUUCAGCACACUGCUUCAACCUCUCUCUCACCCUCACCAGUAACAUCGCCAGUCCAUAUGAUGGGAUCUGGGAUUGGACGGAUUGAGGCUUCACCCCAAAGAUCACGCUCAUCUUCCACAUCAUCUGAUCAUGGAAAUUUCAUGAUGCCUCCAGUAGGGCCACAGUCAUCUUGUAGUAAUAUUAAAAUUCCUCCUCGAUCACCGAGGUCAACAAUAGGAUCUCCUAGACCAUCCAUGCCAUCAAGUCCUUCUACCAAGACUGAUGGACUCCAACAAUAUAAAGACAUCCCUAAUCCAUUGAUUGCUGGAAUGAGUAAUGUAUUAAAUCCUCCAAGCAAUGCAGUUUUCCCAUCCGCAUCUGCUGGAAGUGGGCCCAUGAAAAGUCAGCCUGGCUUGCUGGGAAUGCCUUUAAAUCAGAUCUUGAACCAGCACAAUGCUGCCUCUUUUCCAGCUAGUAGUUUACUCUCAGCAGCAGCCAAAGCACAGCUAGCAAAUCAAAAUAAACUUGCUGGUAACAAUAGCAACAGCAGUAGCAACUCUGGACCCGUUGCCAGUGGUGGCAGCAAUGAUGGACAUAGCACUUUAAACACCAUGUUUCCUCCUACUGCCAACAUGCUUCUACCAUCAAAUGAAGGGCAAAGUGGUCGAGCAGCACUACGAGAUAAACUGAUGUCUCAACAAAAAGACCCUUUAAGGAAAAGGAAACCACCAACCACUACAGUGUUGAGUUUGCUUAGACAGACUCAGUUGGAUAGUUCUGGAGUUCCUAAAUCUGGGCCUGAUUUGAUAAGAAAGCAGAACCAAGGUUCAUUUCCCAUCACUUCUAUGUCCCAGUUACUUCAAUCCAUGAGUUGUCAAAGCUCUCAUAUGAGCAGCAAUAGCACUACUGGUUGUGGGAGCUCAAAUACUGUUUUGCCUUGCUCUGCUAACCAGCUGCAUUUUACAGACACUAAUAUGAGCUCUGGCACUCUUCAGAAUUCACUGACACAGAAUAUACCUCUAAGAGGGGAAAGUAUGCACUGCCAGAAUUCAAACACUAACUUUGGCCACGGAACUAGCCCCGGUCCAAACAACCAUCUUACAGGCUUAAUAAAUCAGAUGCAAGCCAGUGGGAACUGUGGGGUGCUCAGUCAGUCUGGAAUGGCUUUAGGAAAUUCAUUACAUGUGAACCCAGCUCAGCCAAGAAUCCAAACGGCCUCCACUCCAAUGAUACCAAACAGCAUUGUGAGCAGUUGCAAUCAAACAAGUCCUGAAACAGGGAGGACCGGACCAUCGUCAUCCACUACAAUAGCUGGCACCAGUCAACCAGCCAUCACCAAGACCACCUCGGUUCUUCAAGAUGGUGUCAUUGUCACAACUGCAGCUGGAAACCCACUCCAUAGCCAGCUCCCCAUUGUGAAUGACUUUCCUUUUGUCGGACAUGAACACGCUCUGCAUUUUCCACAGAACAGCGCUUCAAACAACAAUCUUCCGCACUCUUUGAAUCCAAAUCUUUUUAGUUCUCUACCUUUCUCUUUGCCAGUGAAUCAGCAGCACCUCCUAAACCAGAAUCUAUUAAAUAUACUGCAGCCUUCAGCAGGAGAAGGCAAGUCUGAGGUCAACCUCAAUCCUUUAGGUUUUCUCAACCCAAGUGUAAAUGCUGCUUUAGCUUUGCUCUCCAGUGAUGCGGAUGGGCAGGUGCCGCAACCUGUUCAUUUUCAGCUGCUGGCAGCCCUUCUUCAGAACCAAGCCCAAACAGCCGCCAUGUUCCCUUUAGCACCUUUCAAUCUAUCCAUCUCAGAUCUUUUACAGCAACAGCAAAACAAUCCGGUGCCCUCAGUUACACAGAUGACAGCCCCUCCACCAGAUCAUUUGCUAAGCGGUCAGUCAGACACCAACAGAGCUGAGACCCUGUUAACCAGCCCCCUGGGAAACCCUUUCCCAAGCUUUUCGGGCACAGACACUACUCCAGAUCCCCUCUUCCUCCCAGCUGUCACUGGGGCCUCAGGAUUAAUGAGCUUGAAUCCCCAGCUGUUGGGAGGUGUUCUGAACUCUACUUCGGGAAACACUGCUAACCAUCCAGAGGUUUCCAUAGCAACCUCCUCCCAGGCAACCACUACCACAGCCACUACAUCAUCAGCAGUGGCAGCACUGUCUGUCUCAACCCUUGGUGGGACAUCAGUGGUGUCAAUGGCAGAAACAUUGCUGAGCAUAUCUAAUAAUGCUGGGAGUACAUCUGGUCCAGCUAAACUCAACAGUAACUCUGUGGUGCCACAGCUACUUAACCCUCUACUGGGGACGGGUAUACUUGGUGACAUGUCAUCGAUAAACACUGCGCUUAGUAACCAUCAGCUAACGCAACUGCAGUCACUGUUCAACAACAAUCAGAUGUUUCCUCCAAAUCAACAGCAGCAGCUUUUCCAAGGCUAUCAGAAUCUCCAAGGUUUUCAAGGACAGCCCCCAAUUCCUGGGCCACCUAACAAUCCAAACCCUAUGGCUUGUCUGUUCCAGAAUUUCCAGUUGAGAAUGCAGGAAGAGGCUGCUUUUCUAAACAAGAGAAUGCUCACUCAGAUGGGGAUGCCGCCAAUUCCUGAAAGUCCCAACGCCUCACUUCCACCUUUUCAGGAUUCUCCCUGUAACUUGCAGCAAAGGACAGAGCCGUCUGUUGGCCAGCAGACCAAGGACAACCCCAGCCUAGGUGCCCAGGGUGAUGCUUCAGUUGACGCUAUCUACAAAGCCGUUGUAGAUGCCGCAAGCAAGGGGAUGCAAGUAGUAAUCACCACUGCUGUUAACAGUACCACGCAAAUGAGCCCCAUCCCCGCUCUGAGUGCCAUGAGUGCCUUUACAGCUUCAAUUGGUGAUCCAUUAAAUCUCUCCAGUGCUGUCAGCGCGGUAAUCCAUGGAAGAAACAUUGGCAUGUCUGAUCACGAAGGUAGGGCAAGGAACUCUAGGGGGGCACGAAUACUGAAGAACUCAGAACAUCUUAAAAAUUCCAGCGAGGGGGAUGGCUUGGAAUACUAUAAACCAACGGGUUGCAACACACCCAAAAAACAGUGGGAAGGGGAACAAAGCCCUGGAGGGGACAUGAACAGAUGGAAGUGUGAGGAGUUUUUAGAUCAUCCAUCCCAUAUCCACAGCAGCCCUUGCCACGAAAGACCCAAUCAUGUCUCCACACUGCCAUUGGUCCAUGGCAAGCAGCAUCCAAUACUAUUACCACAGCGAAACUGUCAAAGCGAUAAAAUGUUGGAGGAGAACUUCAGAUAUAGCCAUUACAAAAGAACUAUGAUGAGUUUUAAAGAGAGACUAGAGAACACUGUGGAACGAUGCGCACACAUAAAUGGAAACAGGCCUCCACAAAGCAGAGGGUUUGGAGAGUUGCUGAAUGCGUCUAAGCAAGACCUGGCAGUGGAGGAGCAGUCUCCGAGUUCCUCCAAUAGCUUUGAAAGUUCUCUCGUUAAAGACUACAUCCAUUAUAAUGGAGACUUUAAUGCCAAAGGCAUUAAUGGGUGCGUGCCUAGUCCUUCAGACGCUAAAAGCAUUAGUAGUGAAGAUGACCUAAGGAAUCCCGAUUCCCCUUCUUCCAAUGAGUUGAUACAUUACAGGCCAAGGACGUUUAAUGUUGGGGACUUGGUCUGGGGCCAAAUAAAAGGACUGACUUCAUGGCCUGGUAAAUUAGUAAGAGAAGACGAUGUUCACAACUCAUGUCAACAAAGCACUGAGGAUGGGAAGAUACCCUUGAGGAGUGCCCUUGAGAAGUGUUGGUGCAUUGAAACACAACCAAACAAGAAGGUGGAGCCCGCCAAGUUGAAGACACUAACAGAAGGUCUGGAAGCUUACAACCAUGUCAGAAAGCGGAAUAGAAAAAGUGGAAAGUUAAAUAACCAUUUAGAAGCUGCUAUACAUGAGGCCAUGAGUGAACUCGACAAGAUGUCUGGGAAUGUACACCAAAUUCCACAGGGAGACAGACAGCUGAAGCCUCCAAAACCGAAGAGGAGGAAGAUCUCUAGAUAACAUUGAAUGUCUUUGUUACUGGUCCAGUACUUAUUAAAAAAAUGCACAUAAAUAUAAAUAUAUAUAUAUAAAUAUAUAUAAGGAUGGAUAGAGUUCAUCACCACAGGGUGCUAAACAAAACAGUGGUACAGUAUUCUCGCUGGUAAAGAGGAAGACGUCAAACCCGAUCCUCAAAAGAUUACAGUGUGUCUAUAGAACCUUUUUUUCUAUCAUUCUAAAAUUGUGAUUAUAAGAAAUAGUCCAAAUGUUUCUGCAAAAAUUUUCAUUGUGUAUAUAGAUAAAACGGAAUUUCAUGGUGAUACCUGAAAUGUAAAUAAUGUACAAUAUUGUCAUGUACAAGCGUACCUAAUGCACACUUUAUCUUUUAUUGUACAAAAAAAUAGUGUACAAAAUUCUUUGGUUUCUAUGAGUACACAUACAAGAGACUACCAGUGUAAAGUGAUAAAUAAAAAUACAGCCUAAAUGCUUUUAUAUAAUAAUGUAAAAGAUGCUGUUUUUGUAUUUAACAGCAGUGAAAAAGGCAUGAUUAUGUAAUACCUUAAUUAUGACAUAACACUUCUCGCCACUGAGUGUUCAUUUAUAGUGUCUGUUUGGAAUGAACCUUGCCUGGAAGUACUGUACUCCAUUUCAGGUCUCUGUAGGAGAGUGCAACCUUGCAGAUUCCUAAAGGGAUGUGGGAUUGCAGGUUUAAUUAACAAGUCAAACACUGCAACUACCAGUUGCAAUUCUUUCUUCUUCUUUUUUUAAUUUGCCUGAGUUUUAAAGUAGAGUACUGUAGAUUUUUAAAUUAAAUAAUAUUUAGAUAGAAUAUUUUUAAUCCGCGAUUGCUUUGACAGACUUUCUUAGCCAGCUGCUUUAAAAUCACAUUGGGAAAAAACACGUUCAUUUUGAAAUCCUUUAGAGCCUAAAUUGGCGAACCCGAUCGGUCGAUGCCGAGAACACAACCCUUUAUAAUUUUCAAGAGCAAUGGCAUAGUCUGAAACUCAGUUCUCAUUGCUAAUGUUAUUAACCAUCAGACCUUAUAGUACAGGAACAUAGGUAUUCUAAAACUAAGGCAGCUCAGUGAUCAGUUGUGCUUAUCUGUUUUCCACUGAAUUAGUGGUAUUCUCUCAGCAUAAGUGGUCUCUGAGUCACCUUAUCUGCCAACACUGACACCUGUCAUACAGUAUUAAUAAACUAGGUGGCUUACAAAACGACUAGCAGCAAUGGCCAGGAUCCCAAAGAACUGCACUAGUUCUGUCUGUGAAGAGCCCUGUCCCUUCCUUCAACAUGACGUUAAAAAAACACAUUUGAAACUGAAGGGACUUCAAAAAUUAGGGUGUUUUUUUUAAUAUGGAGUAGGGUCUCUGCUUAAAAGGAAAGAAAAAUCCCACCAAGCUAUAGCAGCUCUUUGGAUCCAACCAGUGAUGUUAUCAGUAUUAUGUAACAUAUCAGAUUUAUUUUAUUUAAUAAGAAUUAUUUAUACCAUUAACAGAUUCUUAUAUAUAAAUAUAUAAAUAUAUAUAUUAAUGUGGCAGAAAUGUGCAGGUUUGAAUCUAUUAACCAGAUUAUUUAUGUUAUGUUAAGUUGAAAGAAAUGUGAAACGUAUGUUAGAAAGGUGAUCGUACAUUACAGAUACACAAACCUAAAGCUGUGAGCCAUUCUCUAAAUACCAGUAUCGUUAAAACAACGUGUAGCACAAUGUCAUUUUCAGUGUUGGUGCUGCCUAUGGUGGCAAUGGCCCUCCCCCUCUUCCAGGCAUCCCAAAACACAGUAUCAGCUCUCUUUGCCUAAUUCCAAGAUGGAGUCUUUAAGGCCAUCUACUACCUCUUCAUCUGGGAGCCACCAUUUUGUUUUAUCCUGAAGCGUCAUUCCUUUCAAUGGCUUAGUUACCUCUCCUAGCAAAGACUGCUUGUAGUCGGCAUCGUCUAAAGCUGAUAACAAUGCCAGUAUACUGAUAACCAAAACAUAGUACUUAUAUACAAGGAAUAUAAUUCCCUGCCCAGUUCAUUUUCUCAGGACCCAAAGCUUCAAUUUUUUAACCCCCCCCCCCCUUGUGUGAUGAGCACCACUUGCCCCAGAGGACAAGCGAGCUGAGGGAAUGACAUUCCUGUGUUCAGGUCUUCUGUGCCAAUGCACUUAGCACUAUCACUGGGCUGGAUAACUUGCUCUUCUCUCAUGUGGUUCGCUCUUUUUUUCCCACACCCCAACCUGAUGGAAUGCAAUUAGCUACACUAAGCUACAGUGGCCUGGAGACAGGAACCUUUCCUUCUACUGGGUAGGUUCAUUUUGUCCUUUGUGUAACGGCAGGAUCGCCUGCCACAAUCCUACAUGAAAACUCAUGUGAAGUGAUCUUUUGUGUAGUUUAGUUAGCACACUUUUUUUUGUUGCAAGUUGAUGUGUUUGUUAAGUUUAAAGAGUUAAUGUUGUCCAUUUUUCGUACCAGCCUGCUUUCUGCUUUGUCUAAACAGAUGUUUCUAUUCAUGAAUACUCAUGCGUGUGUGCGCGUGUGUGGGUGGAUGUGUGUUUAUAUUCAGUUUUUUUAAGUUUGCUCUUUUUUUGUCCCUAAAACUGAAUUUGUAUUGACCAACCCUUCUUUUGACAUUUUAACUAAUUAGGUUUGUUAACUUUUCUCACCAAUGUAUACUUUACAUUAGUAGACUAUGUAAAGUAUUUCUGUGCACUUGAUUUCAUUGGUUAAUAUUGGCAUUGAUGUGGGUGCUAGGAGUAGUUUGCUUCAGUCCAUACAGAUUUUUUUCCUCCUCUUUAGAGUUUUUAUGGUUUUAUGUAAGCAGUUAAUGUAAAUAUUGUGAGCAUUACAGGUCAUGCAGUGUUGUAACAUUUUAAAAAAUGUUGCACCUACUUUACGAUUAAAAAGCUGGUCACUCGUACUUGAAUUUUGCCCAUAGAGCCAUUUCUUUCUCUUUGCAUUAAUGCAUAAAUUACUUUUUUUUAAAAUCAAGGCCCGACCCUUCUUUCUACGCUUAUUUUUUUGUUUAACAAAUCUCUAUUUUUCUAACAGAAGAUUUUAACAUUUAAAACAAUUUUUCAACUUUCUAACUUAUGAAAUCCUCCUAUAUUUAGAGAGUGAGAAAAUACCCUCAUUUCAGAAAGUGAAAUAAUUGAAUUCUUGGCACAAUGAAAGAAAUCACACAAGAGGGAUAGUGAAGUUGAACCCUCAUAAGAUUAAUUAGCCUCUCAUUAGACAGAUUAGUGGAUGUUUGUGUGGUGUUUUGAGGAUAUAAAGUGCUAACUAUCCUCAUGUGUCUAUUUAUUUAUUUAUUCUUGGUGGGUUGUGAUAAAAUUAUAUAAAAAUCAAAGGAAUUAUUCUUUCUAUCAUGGAGAAUUUAUGAGCACCAUUUAGUAAUUUUUAUUUAUGAAAAAGCUUCCUAUAUUCAGUUAUUUAGACUGAAAAGUGUUACUGAAACUAGCUUUGAAACCAGUAUCCAAAAAUAAUACAUUCUCAUGUCCCAUGUCAGUUAUGGCCACAGCCUCAGUUUGAAGUUUUGUUUAUAGUUUUAUAAUUAAAUUUACCAAUGCCAUUGUGCAGAAAA